AUUGGUGACACCGCGUCGUAACCAUACCUUUUAAAAUUGAAGCUGGGAGCAGCUUACAGGUUGGGGGUAGAUGAAUUAGGCCUGUGUGGAGAAACUUUGGCUGCCUUUUCUUCUUGUGUGGAAGAAUGUCGAAGGAAACUUUCACGUUCACUUCUUCCACCCUUCGCUCCCUGCGUCUGCAGCAAGAAAUGCUGGAAUGGGAAGACCGGCGGAGGGCUGCGUCUCGCCAGUCUGUGAGUCGGAGGUACCAGCCUAGUUUUGGGAGCCUCUCUGCACUCCCCAAACUUGCCCGACGCCCACAGUAUUGUCGGGAUCCUGCUGUUCACAAUGCCCUGUACACAGGAGACCUUCCAAGAGUCCGGAGCAUUUUUAAGGAUGAAUCUACUGCCAACUUGAUUGUGGAGACCCUCAGUGAGGAGCUGGUGUGGUCUGCCGAAAUGGGUAAGAAGGGGUUGUCCAUAGUGGGGGUUGUCCAUAGGGGUUGUCACUUGGAUUGGUCACUGGCCUUUUAGAUUUUGACUCAGUUCUGUGGGGGUGGGAGACUUUUCAAGGCUUGGGUUCUGGCAGGACGACAAGUUGGAGCACAGGAAUUUUGGUCCCACUGGGGAAAGAUUCAGCAUUGCAGGGUCUGUUAUUAGGAUUUCUUUUUAGCUUAGAAGGGCGUGGGGAGACGAAAAAGUACAUGAUAGAGGUAUAUAAAACGAAUAAUCUGCAUGCACUCACUGUCCUGAAAACAGUUUCACUGCCCUUUAAAUGCCCAGUAAUUAAAAAAAAAAAAAAACAGGAAAAGUGAAUAGCCAGAAAUUUAGUUAUAAUCACAAAAAUGUGGCCACUUCAGUAAAAGUGGUUAGUUUGGAAUCCCCUUAUGAAAAGUGGUAUUCUUUGUAAGCAGAGCCUUCUGUCACAUUGCUUUUAUUGCAACAUAGGUAUUUUGACAUGGAACCAGUAGCAACUUUGGCAGAAAAUGUUUGCUAUUUUCUCUCUGCCGUCAACAAGUUGCGACACUUUUAAGAGCAAUAGCCUUGAACUUCCUCAGACUUCCUCAGAGGCCCACGUUAAUCCACAACCUGCAACACGUUGCCCAGAUUUAAGUAGUUUCAGGGCAAACAGCAAUAUUAUUUCAUGCUCACUCGCUUGCAUGGAAUUUCUGAUCACUAACGGUUACCCAGGCUAGUGCUUAAAUUCAAGAGCUGGUCUACCAUGAGGCUAUUGCUUUGGGAAAGCUCCCCAGCGGAGAACGAUGGAGAAAGUCGUACUGUGCUGUUUGCUCCCAUCACCAGAGAAUCAUGGAAUUCUGUGCUUCUAAAUAUUUAUUAAGGUAUUUGUUUCGCUCAUUGGCUAUCAUGGCUGAUAGUUCUAUCGUCAGAUUUUGUGGCAGCCUAAUUAUGCGCUGUGGGAAGGAUUUUCUGUUUGUUUGCCCAGAAACUAUUGCAAAUCCAUUUAAAUGGCAGUAUUAACCUGCCGCUUCUCAGUUUUUGAUCCUCCUGCCCAAUAAUCUUCUUCUGCAGGGCUGUGGGUGCUGACCCCCCAGAAGAAGCACACUUCUCCAUUGUGCAUCACAGCGGCCAGAGGCUACCAGGAUUGUGUGAAGCACCUGCUCCUGCAAGGGGCUGAGGUUGAUGCUGUCGUUGGUGGGAAAGCCGCCAUUCACGAAAGCUGUGCCAACCACCGCGCAGAGUGCACCCGCCUGCUCCUGAGCUACAGCGCAAACCCCAACCUUCUUUCGGAGGACGGACUGGCCCCUCUGCAUCUCUGCACCACUCAGGAGUCUUUGCCGUAUGUCUGGGAAAUUGGGAAGGGGUGUGUGUUUGUGGGUUGAAGUGUUGCAGCAAUAAGGCGACAGCAGAAUAGCAGCAAAGUAAUUAGCCUCUAUGAAACUAACAAUUAGCCUUCCUGGCGGACUUGGCAGGGGGCUCCUUAAUUCAAUUGCAAAAGUGCCUUUCUCCCAUGCGAAAUUAAAUGUACGGUAGAUUGUACUACCUCAAUAGAUGAUGCAAAGCAUGCUGUUAAAUAUUACAAUCCAUGGGCAAUUCAGAUUCUGAAGCAAGAACCACCGAGUUUCAUCUUGUUUUGCAUAAUUGCCUUUGUUUACUCUGUUCCCUACUGUUUUCUGGUCCUACUAGUCAUGGGGGUGGAGAGCAUCUUUGCAGGGCAGUGGAAGCCCAAUCACUGGCACCCUUCUACAGCCACGCUUCCUGAGAAAGCUGGAUUCUUCUGUUAAUGAAAAGUGUCCAGUUGAGCUGGGGUGAAUGUAGUCAAUGAACACACCAGGGUGGAAAGCCAUGGCAGAAGGCACAGAUUAGGUUAAUACCCAACUCUCCACAACUCUGAAAAGUCCACAACACAUAUUUAUAAAGUCCCGGUAUAUUGUUAAACGUGAAGGACACGUGAUCAUGUGCUUCAACAGAAUACCUUGCCUUCAGUCUUCCUGUUGGUCUUGGAGUUCGAUUCCCAGAGUCCUGUCACUCUCCCAGACACUACCAGGAAUUUUCCAACCACAAGGUGUGUUGCAAGUGGACAACUUGACUUUUGCUUCUCAAAGCACCUUGUGGGCAGCUAAAUGGGUCAUGCUAAGUAGGCCAUAUCGUUUGCAAGCAUAUCUAACUGGGGGGAGAGAAGCCAUUGUUAUGGACACACUUAGGCCAAAAGGGUCUCUCUAGCCCCUUCACUUCUAGUUGCAGGCUCAUGUCCUAUAUGGGUCCUGAUUCUUUUAAAACAAAAACAACAACAACAGAGUGGCAGAAGUCUGUGUUCACUGCUGCUUCCCCAGAUAAAUAUUGUGCAAGCUUCCUGCACCCACCCAUGGGUUGGAUCGUGUGAUGGUUGCCAAAUUCCCCACAGCUACUCCUUGUGCUUUCCAGGUGUGCCCAGCUGCUCCUGGAGUACGGAGCUCUGGUCAACCAGAAUACAAGAGACCACCGUGCUUCUCCAUUGCACGUGGCUGCAAAGCACGGCCUGGACGACCACGCGAAGCUCUACCUCUGCUAUGGAGCAAAGGUUGCCCACAGGAACCGAGAGGGAGAGACAGCCCUCAACACGGCCUGCGCCAGUGCAGACAGGCCUGAGGAGGCUGGCCGCUACUACCGGGUGGUGAAGCGGCUGCUGGAAGGUGGGGCUGACGUCCGGAUAGCUGGCCGGAAGAACCACACACCCCUGCACAACGCCUGCAGCAACUGCCACAUCCGCAUUGUGGAGCUUCUGCUGCAGCACGGGGCACAGGUCAACGUUAGAAACUGCGCCGGCUACACACCUGUGGAUUGUGCCCUGCAAGCAGUGGAAGAUUACCUGGAGGGGCAACCUGAGAGGCUUAUAGCCACCUUGCUCGACCAUGGUGCUGCUUCUAUCAAUCCCAAGGUAAGGGUCACCACCUCUAUAAGCUGCUGGCUGACCUUGGUAUUGGGGAACUUUUUUGUACAUUCAACCCACUAGGAGAAGGCAAGGCUGGCCACAACAUUAAGCAGCUUUGGGGUAGCAAAGAGGUGCUGGAGGGCAGAGUUGUUUGUAGGGUGUGGUCUGCCUUGCGCCCCUUAAGUUACCUUGUUGUCCUCUUGUAUGAUGGAGGACACUCUCUCCUAUUGUCAGCGCAGUAGUAAAUUAACCUACCAUUCAGUAUGUGGGAAACAAAGUGGGUAGGAGUAUUUAGUCUUUGGUUAGGCAGCAACAUGGUUUGGAUUGGUCCUUAGGCGGUGGGGAGGAGAACAUUUGUCUGUGGCAGCCUUGGCCAACCUGGUGCCCUCCAGAUGUUCUGGACUACAGCUCCGUAAGUCAUGUCUGUAAAUAGAAGGAAAGGAAUGAUAUGAGAGAAUCAAGGCUUGGUGGGGCCUGGAGAUGGAAGAAGGGGUCCCUGGGAGUAGGAGUGGAACCAGGGGUUGUGCAGGAGUCUGAUGUCCCACUUCCUGGUUAUUGGAAGUCAUGCUCUGCAACCCCCACUUGUCUUUUUUCCUGAGAUUUCCACCAGGUUUUGCCAGCAUGUUCCUAAACAGUUUCCCACAGCCAUAUGUAUUCUAAACAUUUCUUUUAAAAAUGUGUACUACAAGAUACCCAGGAUUACAUAUACUGUGCUUAAUUAUUUUACUGAGCCCUUGAAAUCUUGGUCUCUGAUAUAUGCACCCUCUUGGUCUUUUGGAUUUCAUCCUUUCAAGUUUAUAAGAGCUAGAAUGUAUCUCUCUUCUGCCUUCCUUUGCCAAGGAAAAUUCCCUGGAAAUACUCAGAAGUCCUAACUGGAAUCUCUCUCUUUUCUUUUCUUUUUCUUUCUUAAUACUGAAUUAAAUUUAUUUUUAGGCACUGUGAUAAUACAGGAGUUCUGGCUGAAGACUUCCAAGGGAUGUAGCAUAGGAGAUUGCUCUGAUUUUAUCUGUGCAGGAUUGAUAAUUAUAUUAUUUUAUGUACCUUGCUUAAAGCAAGUUUUUCCAUUAAGCAGUUUAUAUAUAUAUUUCUAAAUAAAUAACAGAAUCUACCUCUUCUUUUCUUUCCAGUAUGCUCACACAUGUGUUCUCUCUCUCUCUCUCUCUCUCUCUCUCUCUCUCUCUCUCUCUCUCUCCUUGGUAAUUUUGCCUUCAGAUGCUAAAAUUUUGUGCCUUGUCACCUCAGGCUAUGGAAGUUGUUCUAAAUUCCUAUGACCGGAUCCCACCCUGUGAUUCUUGGGUGGAUUCUGUGCCUCUUGAAGUGUGGCAGGUAAAUUCCUCCAAUCGAAUGUAAUGCAACACAAAAACAAACACAUAUACACACACUUAUGCAAUCACAAGGCUUGCUGUUUUGUCCUGCAAAAUCUAUUUAUCUACUUGCACUGGCGUGCUUUCGAACUGCUAGGUAGGCAGGAGCUGGGACAGAGCAACAGGAGCUCACCCUGUAUGCCCUAUAGGAUAUUAUGAUUUUGUAUGGCAUGCCUGCCUGGUUGCUUCUGCUACUACAGAGACAGGGAACCUGUGGCCCUCCAGUCAUUGCAGUUCCUAUUGGCCUCAGCCCAAGGCUCAGGGAGAAGAAUGAGAGGAUUAUGUUCGUGGUGGUCAGUGGAGGCUGAUGUGUCUUAAGACUCAGAAGGCAGAGAGGCCAACACAGUGGACCCAGGGCUAAUAACAGGCAGAGCCAACUAAUUCUAGGUUUGCGCCUUUCCUCCUCGCUGCUGACUUCUAUAGUGACAACACCGAGACUAAGGAGGAGGGAGUUGACUGCCAGGACCACUUCCCUAGCCUGGUUGUAAGCAAAAAGGCAGGCUGGUGGGAAGUGCCUGAGGGCAGACUGCAGUUGGUGGGGCAGUACCCAAUUCACCUCCAUGGACCAGCCUGGUGCUGUGGUGUGUGUGUGUGCGUUCAAUGCCUCAUUUUACUUUUCUUUGCAUUUUGACAGGAGCAUCAGGUGUUCUACGAUUCAGCCAUCUACCUGGUGAAUCAGCCUCGCCCUCUGCAACAUCUGGCCCGUUGUGCUGUGCGGAAGCAGUUGGGGCCGCAAUGCCAUCAGGGCAUUGCUCAGUUGAAACUGCCAUCUUCUCUGCAAGACUACCUGCAUCUCCCACUGGAGGGCUAUCUCCAGUGAUGAGGAAUGUAUACACUGGCCUCAAGAAGAUGGAAGUCAAAAAUUCAGAAUGACAUACUUAUUUUUCCAAGUGGCCAUUUCUCCAAAUUUAAGAGGCUGCUCGUUAAGCACGAUUAAUAAGGUUGUGGUGAAAUGUAAAAUGGUCUGGGAAUGGUAUAUUCAGCAGCCACCUGCUCUCUCAUCUUGAAGUGGUCAAGGAUCACCCUAGAACCUGGGGCCUGCAUGAGCACUUGGGCACCUGACACUUUAAAUCUAAAUUAUUUUAAUUAUAUUUUAACACAUUUAUAUUUAUGUUUAGGUCUGAAAAUGGCUGACAAUUGCCCCACGAUGUACUGUUAGGCCCUUUCACCAUAUAAUCUUUGACUGCACUAAUACUGAUUAGUAUUAAACUGAUUAUUUCCUUUAUUUAGCUUGUGUCUGCUUUUAUCUGUUUUCUCUUAUCAAAAUGUUAGUCAAAGAUGCCCCUUUGUAUCUAGCAGUCUAACAAAAUCUCUUGUUGCAAUGUUCUAGCUCCUGCCCGCAACACCUUGUCGUAGACAUCAUCAUUGUUAUUAACCUGCCUAUCUAUUUAUAUAACCUGCCUCUUUUAAUCAACUAUUUUGUAUUAAAAUAUAUUAAAGGCAGCUAUCACAGCAAACUUUUAAACAAUAAAAAAUACUGAAUGACAAUACAAUCAAAAACAGAAUAAAAAUAAGAGAAGAGCCUAUUUCAAAAGACAGUGCCACAUAAUACCCUGCUGGAAAAGCUCACGAGAAGGCACGCAACCGUGAGAUGCAUGUGCCCUUCCUUGGGCAAAGUCUUUUAUUGAAUACAAUGAAAAGGAGAUAUAUUGCUUCUGCAGCAGAUGGAGGAUACCUUGCUCUGGAUACCAAUAUAACUUUGCUCAGUGGCUUAAUGCAGAUGUUAAGCAGUGAGAGGUUCAAAAUGGAGCCAUGUGGAACGCCAUAGCAUAACUCCUGGAGGAUUGUUGCCGUCAACAAUAGAAGUGGCCAUCAACCUAGAAAGGGAACUGUUGCAACGUGUUCUAGUGUGCAUGCCCCCUGCCACUAUGCCCUAAUAUUCAUUCCAGGACGGGGGUUCCAAAUUAGCUAAGUACUGCAGACUUAGCCAAGCCAUGGACCCCCUACUUUUGAAAAUUUUGAUAUAUCUAUGGUGGUUUUUAUUAUGCAAAUGGUGCCACAAACCUGUGUGUGUGUGUGUGUGUGUGUGUGUGUGUGUGGUGUUACGUGCACCCCUUGAGGUCCAUGGAUCCCCAACUGGGAACCACUAGGAUAGUAGGACUGAUAAUAUCAAAGACUGUCAAAAGUUUUAGGAGAGUUAACAGAGCUGAACUCCCUCCCCUUGUCUCUCUAUCUCUGUUUCCAUCAGGGCAACUGUUAUGUACUGAGUUGAAUAGGAUCCAAACUGCAGCAGUCUGAUUGGUCCCAGAACAAUAGGAUCCAAAAUGCAGCAGUCUGAUUGGUCCUAGAACAAUAGGAUUCAGAAUGCAGCAGUCUGAUUGGUCCUAGAACAAUGCAGCAGUAUGAUUGGUUGGCAGGAACCACCCAAUCCUGCUCCAGAUAGAAGUGAAUCCACAACCUGAUUGGCUUACAGUAGAAUUCCGGAAUUAGCCAAUCAUGUGCAGCCCAUUGUGUAAAUAAUGUAUAUAAAGCAGAUACUGUGAGGGGACUUUCAUUCAUUCCUCCUCACCACUAUGAGCUGAAUAAAGAGCAUGAAAUCACUUUGCGACUCUGAGUAUAUUUCAGCAACCAAGAUGUUUCAGUACCAAACAGGCCAAAAACCAGACUGAAAUGCAAGCCCCCCCCCCCCCCCGACAACGGCCAUCAUCUAAAAAUGCCUGGAGUUGCAGCAACAGACUCCCAUGAACAGGGUGGCCUACCAUCAGAA
Molecule: messenger RNA, 7419 nt
Organism: Podarcis lilfordi (Lilford's wall lizard)
Lineage: Eukaryota; Metazoa; Chordata; Lepidosauria; Squamata; Lacertidae
Source: the annotation of a GenBank genome assembly